Acinonyx jubatus (cheetah) is the source of this 9684-nucleotide messenger RNA. RefSeq names its product dishevelled associated activator of morphogenesis 1 (gene DAAM1). Bases 3902 to 7138 code for a protein of 1078 amino acids. Gene Ontology annotation, cellular component: stress fiber. Gene Ontology annotation, biological process: actin cytoskeleton organization. Lineage: Eukaryota; Metazoa; Chordata; Mammalia; Carnivora; Felidae. Gene Ontology annotation, molecular function: small GTPase binding; actin binding. The record is from RefSeq and is a predicted model, not a curated record. The transcript has 26 exons.
CAUCAAGGGACAGAACCCACUUAACUUGGCUGGUGGGGGCAGUGGUUCAUUGAAACAUGCAGUGGGGAUAUUUGACUUGAGGCUUAGUUGGAUCCAGUAGUUAAAUGAUGUCAUUUAAAACCUCCUCAUCUCCCCAUCCCCCUUGUCCCAUCUCUCAGUUCUGCUUUUGUCUUUGCUGGCUUCAUUCUUGGGUUGUUUCCAACACAUGGUGGAAAAGUCAAUUAUUGUAAAUUGCAGGUGUUUAUGGUCCUAUCUCAUGAUUCUAGGAUGUGUCUACAGCAUUGACACACAUAAAGAUGUCCGGUUUUCUUUGUGUUGGGUGCCCAUCUCUAGAUCAGUUACUCUGUCCAGGGGUAGAGUGCCUUGAUUGGCCAAGCCAAUGCCAUGUGCCCACCUCUGUUGAUGAAGACGUAUGAUCACUUGGUUGAUUACCCCUUUAGAAUCACAGGGGGAAGGAGAUGAGGUAGUUCCCAUAGGUGUUCAAGUAGACAUAUAGGGUAGAAACGUGUCCAUCUGAGGUAGCAAUGGCAGGUCCCAAGACAGAUACAGCAUGCUCUCAAAUUUUACUGUGUGUGUGUGUGUAUGUGCACAUGAUGCGAGUGUGCUUUAAGGACUCCUUUGUUGCGUUUUAGUUGUGUGUUUAAAGUUUUGGGGCUAAGGCCGAUGGUAAACUGCAGGGGGUCUGGGAACUGCCUGAAAUGAUACAUAGCAUAUUAUAUAUAUGUACAGAAAAAUAUUUUUUCCCUGGAGUUAAUGUUAUGCAACAUGUUCUCUCCAAUGAAGUUAAUAGAAGCUCUUUAUAAAAUUCUGCAAAAUCUUUGGCUCAUCCUCUGCAACAUGUUAGGAAAACUUUAGGAAAGUUCCUUUCACAACUGUUUUUGGAAGAUCAGACAGAGAUUCAUUCUCUUAGGGUUCCACCACUUACUGUUUCUUCCAGUGGAAACUACCUUGAAUGAUGCUUAUCAAAAAGGAAAAUAUUGGUUUUGGAGACUUGGCUAAAAUUAGCUAUAUUUUGUAAGAUCUGAACCAGUUAAUUUUAUGGGAGCUUUUGUGUUUGUAAUUGAUAGCUUACCAAUUGUGGUACAUGCUGGUAUAAACAACCAGUAGAAGAAACUAGCUGUUGACAUAUUUCUUCUUUUUUCCCUGGCAUAAGGAACUUCCACAGCGUACUACCAUUUUUCUUCUCAAUUCUAGAGUUGUAGACAGGAGAGAGAAUUCUGCUUGUUUGGAGCCAAUUCAAACUCUGGAACCAAAAGGAAGAGCUUCCCUGCUUCCUCUAAUUAUAUUAGCUUCUCAAAAUCAAAAUGGUGGUUUACCCAGCAGUAGGUGGGAGUGACAGGCUAUUGUAUUCCUUCCCGUUUUUAGGGAGAUGAAUCAGGUGGCCUUAGUUCUAGGUUUGGGACUUAUGUGCAGGCUUUUAUAUUAAUCCUAGAUUUCGAGUUUAUUUCUUAUAGCUUUCUUAAGUCACAAACUUCCUUCCUCAAAAUUAAUUGUUUCCUAUAUGGGGAUUUGAUGCUAUGAGAAUUAAAUUGCUCAAAUAAAGGCAAUUUCAUUAUUCUAAAAUGGAUCCUCUGGUUCAUAUCAUCAGAUGUUGGGACUGGAAGGGAUCCUUGAAGAUUCUCACCUGCCUCUGUGAGGAUAAACUGAGUCUCCGACAAGCGCAAUGAUGUAACCAGGGUCCCAGGGCUACUUGAGGAGAAGAGCUGGAAGUGAGGUCUAGGGAUCCCUUCACACUAGUAUUUUUCCCCCAGCUAUCCCACAUUUUUCUCUGGCAAAAUUUUAAAAAAUUAUCCCCAAAGCAUUGUUUUCAUUAUCACAUAGCUCAAAUAUGGAAUCUGAGGGCAAGAACCAAAUUGGUCUUUUUAAUGAUCAUAUGCCCAGUAGUAGCAUUAAUUAGCAACAGCAGCAGUAGUAGAAAUAGUCAUAAUAAUCUCAUCUGUAAGAACUUACUCUGGCCAGACAUUAUUCUUUAUACUUUACAUAUAUUUACCUACUGAAUGGGGCCAACAACCCCUUGAAGUGGGUACUAUUAUUAUUUUCAUUUUACAGAUGAAUAAACUGAGGUCCAGACAUAUAAAGCCUAGAAAUGUGCAUGGAAGGCACUUGGUAAAUCUUUGCUCAGUACUCAGAAUUUCCAAAGCACAUUCAUGGCCGUUAUAUAGUGUGAUGACAUUUCAAGGGAGGGCAUUUUUCUGAGGAAAUAAUGGCCCAGAGGGCUCUAAGAGACUGAGGUUAGGGGGACAGUUAGUAGUAGAGCUAGGACUUACUUUGAUCCUGACCUUCUGACCCCGUUAGUGUCAUCUGUGGAUUUCUGCAAAAGCGUAUCCUAAAGGUCAGUGGCUGGGAAACUCCGAGGCAGUGUCUGGUUUUAUAUUUACCCAGAGGUUGGCCAUUUCCAGCAUUCUUCUUUGCUUUGUGUAGAUCCAAAUUUCUAUCUGGUAUCAAUUUCUUUCUGCCUGAAGGACUCCCUUUAAAGAGUGUUGGCCUUUGUUCUGGCACAUGGUUAAAUUACUUGGGAUCAGCGAGACCCUUUUGAGGCUGCUUUUAAGCCCUUUCCAGAGCAGGCUGUGUCUAGGACCCUUUUGGAGGCUCUUCCUGAUAUUUUAUGUAAACCGGCUCUUUCUACUCAGGCUGGUGGGAAUGCCGCUUAUUCCCAGCCCCAUGUGAACCCUAGGUCCUCGUGCAGAGUAGUACUCAGCCGAGGAUUGGAGGGGACCCCCUUUGCAGAUUUCCAGAGUUGCUCACUGCCUCAUUCUCCCCGAACUUUUAUCUCUGGCUCCUCAGCUUAGCACGACCCCUGAGCUUGGCUUGGGUUUCCCCUUCCUGCCUUACUGCCUAGAGUAAGUUGGGGUGAUAGUAGGGCUUAUCUCACUUGGAAUUUCCUUGUCUCAAAGAUCAUGGUCUUGCAUUGUCUUUGUCCAGUAACUAGUACAGUUGUUUCAUGUGUUUUGUCCACUUUUCUAGUUGUUUGUAGUGGGAGGGCAGUUCCUGUAGCAGCUAAUCCUUCGAGGACGGAAGUGGAUGCCAGUGUCUUGUUUGAGGUCCCAAACCUUAGCAGGGUACUCUGUGCCCCCUAUUUGUUAAGAACAGAUAUCACCCUCUGCUUCCUUUUACUUCCUCUCCCGAGCUAUAUUCAAAGGAACAUGGAAGUUACUGGGAGACUGCGUUAUUUGAAGCAAGUAGAAUCUGCUCUUGCCUGUUGAAGAUGAGGUGAAGAAUUGACCACUCCUUCUACUUACUUCCUGUCUGUCUGCUCACAGAGCCAGAGUCUAGAACCUUGAGUUGGCUUAAGGAGCCAAGGGCUCAUGUGCCUGUGAACUAGCUGUGCAAGGGCAAGGUCUACAUCUGUUUCGGUCAUCUUUGUAUCCCAAAACCAAACAGAGUGGGCACACACUGGGUCCCUGAAUGAAUGAAUGAAUAAAAAUGUAUAAAUGAUCACACAGAAUUGUGAACUUGAGAUUUGUGUGUAGAUAUGUGGGGUGAGGGGUGAUUCCUGACUGUCUGUGAAUUGUCCCUAUGAGGAAAAACCAGUUUGACACCUGUAUGCGUGUGCGUGCGUGCAUGUGUGUGUGUGUGUGUGUGUAUCUGAGGUUGAUUACCUGUGGGCAUCUCUGUCCCAGUUGCCUUUCCAGUCUGAGCAAGUACAGUUGUUAACCAGCGUGUUUUCCCACAAAGAGGCUGGCUUUUACCUUUUACGUGCUACUACCCAAUGAGGUGGGUGGUGUUUAUAAGAGGAGUAACCACGAAGGGGCCAGUUGCCAGGUUAGCUAGACAUCUGUCAUAGCUCUGUUUUCUGCUGAUGAAUAGGAGGGAGACAUUGUCCUGGUUGAUUAUUUUCAUGGAAUGGAAAGUGGUGUUUGUAAGAGUUUAGUCACUUCAAGAAAUAGAACAGAAAUCCGCCAUGGCCCCAAGGAAGAGAGGUGGACGGGGGAUUUCAUUCAUCUUUUGCUGUUUCCGAAAUAAUGAUCACCCGGAAAUCACCUAUCGGCUGCGAAACGAUAGCAACUUUGCGCUUCAGACCAUGGAGCCAGCAUUACCCAUGCCCCCUGUGGAGGAGCUGGAUGUCAUGUUCACUGAACUUGUGGAUGAACUUGACCUGACAGACAAACACAGGGAAGCCAUGUUUGCACUUCCAGCUGAGAAGAAAUGGCAAAUAUACUGUAGCAAGAAAAAGGACCAGGAAGAAAACAAGGGAGCAACAAGUUGGCCUGAAUUCUACAUUGAUCAGCUCAAUUCCAUGGCUGCUAGAAAAUCUCUCCUGGCUUUAGAGAAGGAAGAGGAAGAAGAGAGAAGUAAAACUAUAGAGAGUUUGAAAACAGCACUGAGGACAAAACCAAUGAGGUUUGUAACCAGAUUCAUUGACUUGGAUGGCCUGUCAUGUAUUCUCAACUUUCUAAAGACCAUGGACUACGAGACCUCAGAGUCUCGAAUACAUACCUCUCUCAUUGGUUGUAUAAAGGCACUAAUGAACAACUCUCAAGGCCGGGCUCAUGUCCUGGCUCACUCUGAGAGUAUAAACGUGAUUGCUCAGAGUCUGAGCACAGAGAACAUUAAAACAAAGGUGGCCGUGCUGGAAAUCUUGGGCGCCGUGUGCCUGGUUCCCGGGGGUCACAAGAAGGUUCUGCAGGCCAUGCUGCACUACCAGAAGUAUGCCAGUGAAAGAACCCGCUUUCAGACAUUAAUCAAUGACUUGGAUAAAAGCACAGGGCGGUAUCGAGAUGAAGUGAGUCUCAAGACUGCCAUCAUGUCCUUCAUCAACGCAGUGCUGAGCCAAGGCGCUGGGGUGGAAAGUUUGGACUUUAGACUUCAUCUUCGCUAUGAAUUUCUGAUGUUAGGAAUUCAACCUGUAAUAGAUAAAUUAAGGGAACAUGAAAAUUCAACAUUAGAUAGGCAUUUAGAUUUUUUCGAAAUGCUCAGAAAUGAAGAUGAACUAGAAUUUGCCAAAAGAUUUGAACUGGUUCACAUAGACACAAAAAGUGCGACUCAGAUGUUUGAGCUGACCAGGAAGAGGCUGACCCAUAGUGAAGCUUACCCUCACUUCAUGUCCAUCCUGCACCACUGCCUCCAAAUGCCUUACAAGAGAAGCGGCAACACCGUUCAGUACUGGCUGCUACUAGAUAGGAUUAUACAGCAGAUAGUUAUUCAGAAUGACAAAGGACAGGACCCUGACACCACGCCUUUGGAAAACUUUAACAUUAAGAAUGUCGUACGAAUGUUGGUCAAUGAAAAUGAAGUUAAGCAGUGGAAAGAACAAGCGGAAAAAAUGAGAAAAGAGCACAAUGAGUUGCAACAGAAAUUGGAAAAGAAAGAGCGCGAAUGUGAUGCCAAGACCCAAGAGAAGGAGGAGAUGAUGCAGACCUUAAAUAAAAUGAAAGAGAAGCUCGAAAAGGAGACUAGCGAGCAUAAGCAAGUCAAGCAGCAGGUGGCGGAUCUCACAGCACAGCUCCACGAGCUGAACAGGAGAGCUGUCUGUGCUUCGAUCCCAGGUGGACCCUCCCCUGGAGCCCCAGGGGGGCCCUUUCCUUCCUCUGUCCCAGGGUCCCUCCUCCCCCCACCACCACCUCCACCCCUGCCAGGUGGAAUGCUUCCUCCUCCACCCCCUCCCCUUCCUCCAGGCGGCCCUCCUCCUCCCCCAGGGCCUCCUCCCUUAGGGGGGAUCAUGCCACCUCCUGGUGCUCCACUGGGUCUGGCACUCAAGAAGAAAAACAUUCCUCAGCCCACAAAUGCCCUGAAAUCCUUCAACUGGUCUAAGCUGCCUGAGAAUAAACUGGAAGGAACAGUAUGGACCGAAAUUGAUGAUACAAAAGUCUUCAAAAUUCUAGACCUCGAAGACCUGGAGAGAACAUUCUCUGCCUACCAAAGACAGCAGGAUUUCUUUGUGAACAGUAACUCCAAGCAGAAAGAAGCAGAUGCCAUUGAUGACACUCUGAGUUCCAAACUUAAAGUCAAAGAACUUUCGGUGAUUGAUGGUCGGAGAGCUCAGAAUUGCAACAUCCUUCUAUCGAGGUUGAAAUUGUCCAAUGAUGAAAUCAAACGGGCAAUUCUAACAAUGGACGAGCAGGAAGAUCUGCCCAAGGACAUGUUGGAACAGCUCUUGAAAUUUGUUCCCGAAAAAAGUGACAUUGACCUGUUGGAGGAACAUAAACAUGAACUGGAUCGCAUGGCCAAGGCUGACAGGUUCCUUUUUGAGAUGAGCCGCAUCAAUCAUUACCAGCAAAGACUGCAAUCGCUGUACUUCAAAAAGAAGUUUGCAGAGCGUGUGGCAGAAGUGAAACCUAAAGUAGAAGCAAUUCGUUCUGGCUCAGAAGAGGUGUUUAGGAGCAACGCCCUGAAGCAGUUGCUAGAAGUGGUUUUGGCAUUUGGGAAUUACAUGAAUAAAGGCCAAAGAGGCAAUGCGUAUGGAUUCAAGAUAUCCAGCCUAAACAAGAUUGCUGACACAAAAUCUAGUAUUGACAAGAAUAUUACACUUCUGCACUAUCUCAUAACCAUUGUGGAAAAUAAAUACCCCAAGGUCCUCAAUCUAAAUGAAGAACUGCGGGACAUUCCUCAAGCAGCAAAAGUAAACAUGACUGAGCUGGACAAAGAAAUAAGUACCUUGAGAAGUGGCUUGAAAGCAGUAGAGAUGGAGCUGGAAUAUCAAAAGUCUCAGCCCCCACAACCCGGAGAUAAGUUUGUGUCUGUUGUCAGCCAGUUCAUCACAGUAGCCAGCUUCAGCUUCUCUGAUGUCGAAGACCUUCUAGCAGAAGCUAAAGACCUGUUUACUAAAGCAGUGAAACACUUUGGAGAAGAGGCUGGCAAAAUCCAGCCGGAUGAGUUCUUUGGCAUUUUUGAUCAGUUUCUCCAAGCUGUGUCGGAAGCCAAACAAGAGAAUGAAAACAUGAGAAAGAAGAAGGAGGAAGAGGAACGCCGUGCUCGCAUGGAGGCUCAGCUCAAAGAACAGCGUGAAAGGGAACGUAAAAUGAGGAAAGCAAAAGAGAAUAGUGAAGAAGGUGGAGAGUUCGAUGACCUGGUUUCAGCUUUACGCUCAGGAGAAGUGUUUGACAAAGACCUUUCUAAACUGAAACGGAACCGCAAGCGUAUUACCAACCAGAUGACGGACAGCAGCCGAGAGAGACCCGUCACGAAACUUAAUUUCUAAUUUUCCUUGGAUACUUUUUUAGGAAGCUCAUUAGCAGCCCUUUGAAGUGACUAGAACUUUUCAUUACACUGCCUUGCAAUCCAAACAGUGGCAAUUUCUUCCUUCAUCUGUGAGUGAAUGCGUGAAUGUGUGUGUAUGUAAAUGUAUGUGUACAUAUAUAUUAAAAAAUGUAUAUAGAAGUCUGAGUGUUGUCUGGAGACCUAUAUGUAUGGUUAAAAACAAAACUCUGUGUUAAUGUAUGUGCUCAGAAACCCUUUGUGUAUGCAUUCAUAUUGAGUAUGGCUCAUUUUCUUCCCCUGAACACCAUGGCUGUUCAGAAGCACAAUGCUGUCUCCUGAAAGAGAUGACAGAGACAUUCCCUAGAGUAAAAAAGAAAAACAAAAGCAAAAAAAAGAAAAAAAAGAAGAAAAAAAAAAGGCUUGAGAAAUAUUUUAUGGUUUCCAAGCUUGGUAUACUUAGAAAUUAUUUUCACUGGGGAAACUGGUGUUGGAAAAAUAUAGAUUUAAAAUGGUUUUUGAUAGUUGACGAUGUGAUGCUGGUGUAGAGCAUCAGUAAUUAAGAGGAACCAGCUUAGAAUUUCUGACAUUGGUGUGGGGGUGCAGGCUGUAAAUGUUUAUUGAGAAUAUCUCGCACACAAUCUGAAUUAUGUAGAAUAUCAAUCAGACUCUUUUUUAGGAAUUUACAACACGGGCAUCAAUUUUGUUUCCUAAUUUCAUCGCGUUCUCUGCCAAGCGCUCUUGAAGAUUUCUUUACAUGGCUUUUGAAAAGAACACUAUUUAUCUACAUGCAAUUCGUGCUCUUGUUAAAAAACAAGAUCGCCAGAAUGUGCUUGUUGUUCUAACAAUGUAGGUAUAUAAACUUUAAAAAUAAAAUUUCCCACCCAAGACCUAAAAGGAGGAAUUCUCUGAAGGGGUAAAAAAUUAUUUAAAUUUUUUUAUGGGGUGCCUUUUUUUUUUUCUUUUGUAUCUUCUAUUUUGUAGGACAAGGGUGCAUCUUCUGUCAAUAUGAGUCUGGACUAAAGGACACUUAGCGAAUGCACAAAAUGCCAACAACACCAACAGAGAUGCCAAGAUCUAUUUAUCUCUAAGUAUGUUUGAAAUGGUUUGUUGUUUAUAUGUUGUCAUUUUAAAUUGUGUGUCAGUAAAGCUACCUGUAAAAUUUCAGUCCAAAAGAUAAAGCUCUCAGGGAGAAAUGAAUAAAAACAAUGAACAUUAGAAAAUAAAAUAUAGAUGCUUACCAUUAACCUACCAACUCUUAAUAUCCUUAAAUUAUAUAUAAAGAGGACUGUUACUUUUUUGGUUUUUUUGGGUUUUUUUUUUUUUUUUGGCUUUGCUUUAUUUAUUUGUAGUGGGGGAGGGAGGGGCUAAGAUUCUCUCUUUUCUUUCUAUCAAUCCUGUUGUGGUUGGGUUUCCUGUGGAGAGAGUAGUUUGUCCUGUUGCACUAGAACAUUAUUUACUCACGAAAUUGAGUUUUUCAGUCAGUUAACAAAUAUUUAUUAAACACCUACUCUGUGCCAGGCUUAGUAGGGCUACAGUGAUAAGCAAGACAAAGUCCCUGCCCCCAAGGAGCUCAUGUUCUAACGGGGAUAAAGGGGUGAAUAGAAUACUAAUAGGCGCUGUACAGGAAUCAUGCUAUUUAAAAAUACUUUGUAUAAACUUUAAUGCUUGGUGCAGAUGGCGAGGCCCUGCACUGGGUGAAAGCUGUGAAGUAGUGCUCAACGAGUUGUCAAGAGCAGUGGUUUUACGUUUUGUCCCCCUUCAUUGCGAACUUAGAGACUUUCUACACGUUUUAUGGAAGUAAAUGACUCUAGCACAUGAAACAGUCAUAAAAACACAGCAGAGGUUGUGUUCCCCAGCCCCUAGUUACCAAGGUCUGCAGAUACACCCAGUUAGAGGUGCAGACAGAGAUUUGCUCCAAAAGGCUUGGAGAGGAGGAGUGGGAUAUGAUGAGGGAUGUGUCUCUUCCUUAACUAAAGUGCCUCUAUCUUCUUUUCUAUUCAUAGCAGGAGAAAUUUGGUCUGGCUCAAUUUUGGAACUGUAUUUUGAAAAUGGCUUUGUUUUACAGUUUAAGGAAUGGACAAGUGGAUGAAGUGUCACCUAAAGGAGCAAGUUCGCGUAGCCUGUCCCUCUUGCCCUUGGUAAUCAUCCUCAUUUUGAUACGGCCAUCCUGGUAGGCCUCCUUUGCCAUUUCCAUUCUUGGUUUCUUUUCCCAAAAGCUUUGUGCAGGUAAUUCCAUGUGCCAUUGUUGGAAAAAAAAAAAAAAAUCUACUUUUUAGAUUGGUGCUGGUGUAAGUAGCCACUUUUCUCUCUUGGGUGUGUAUUUUAAAGGUUUUUGUUUGUUUUUUUAAAUUAAUGCCAAAAAGAAAGCAUUAUAAUUUGUAAACUUAAUUAUAUGUCUUGUAUCUUAUUAGCUUAGUAGUUGGAACCACUUAGUCUUUAGGUGCAAGACUGUUGUUACAGUAUCAAGAAAAAAAAUGUUGUAUGUGUCAUGAGAUUGUACAUUUUUUUUAAAAAAGGAAUAUGCAAUAAAGAGAUGAAUUCAUUGGG